AUGAGAACCAGCAGCGUUCUUGGUGUUGUGUUAUUGAUUUCUGCAAUAGACACGGGGAUAUCGCAGAGCUACGUUUACACGUGUGACAAUCCAUCAUAUUCUGGAUAUUACGGAGAAAACGCAACUUUUUCAAAUGUGUACAUCAACGCUUCACUGAGCUACAGGUUCAGUUGUGAAUAUGGGCAAUACAAGAAAUUAGCAAAGUUUCUGAAUUCUACAUUCGAUGAAGUGCCAAAAAAGUUGUUUGAUACAUUCCAAGGCUUGACCAAUGCAAUCCUAUCCAAUUGCAACAUCCAGCAGAUCAAUCGAUACAGUAUGGAGCACGCCGCUUUCUUGCAAUUGCUCGACCUAUCCCUAAAUGCGCUGGAAGAAGUGAAAAGCUACGCGUUCUCAGGAGCCUCUGCACUAGUGACGCUCAAUCUAUCGAACAACCGUAUCACCACCAUUGAACCCACGGCAUUCUACACGAUGCCUGCGUUGCAAAUCCUUUAUUUGCAGGGCAACAAGUUGCGGCUGUUGGAUGGUGCGUUGUUCUCGAAUUUGGUUGCCCUGCGCUAUCUUUUCCUCAACAAAAACGAGCUAGAGGUGAUCGACGGGAAACCUUUCGAGGCGAACACCAAGUUACAGUACUUACGACUGCACGAUAACCGGAUCAGUGUUGUAGGCGACGACGUGUUCAACACCGGUAGCUUGCUGCUCGUGUCACUGAGUAACAACAAACUUAAAAAGCUGAAUUUACAAAAUGCGCGAGUGACAACGGUGCUGGUAAGUAACAAUUCACUAGAGGAGUUGUACCUUUCUCCAUGGAUCGAGACGCUGAUGGCGGACAAUAAUCAAAUCACGCAAAUUUUGGGCGAUCGCUCUGCGAACAUGUCGAUAGAGACGCUCAAACUGGAGAACAACUCACUGUCAUCGAUUGAAAUGAUCAACUGGAUGCGCUCGCUGAAGAUAUUGGAUCUAACGAACAACAAGCUUGGCUCACUGGCGAUCGAUAGCUUUGCCAAGCUCACCAAACUGGAGCAGCUCCGUUUGGAGCGAACGGAUGUGACCGGGUUGCAGCAUGGUACAUUCGCUCAACAGGAGUUACUGCAAUGGCUGGACUUAUCCAACAACAACCUAGACCAGUUUGAUCUAGAUAUUCUAACCUCAUCUACCCACCUGAAGACGCUCUUUCUGGACGGUAACCGGUUGAAGUCGAUCGAGUAUAAAAGUUUGAAGACGAUGUUCCCGGAGUUGGUUGAGCUCGGUCUAGUGGACAAUCUCUGGAACUGCACGUUUUUGACGAACAUCGUGCGGUAUUGUAACGAGCACGGGAUCAAGCUUAUCAAGGGUGAUACCACCGAAGAGGUGCAGAAGCAGACCAACGUUAAAGGCAUCUACUGCUACGACGAGAAAAACCCGAUCCGCAACUGGAACACAACCGUGCAGCAUCUACUCGGCGCGAACGCCUCCGAAUCUGACGUCCUACAGACCAUGCUCCAGAGCGUGCUGGACGACGUACAGCGAUUCAGCAAGGAUCACACUGCGGCAGUCAACAAGAUGGAUAAGCUCGAGGGAACGAUUCUUGACCUAACGCGGCGUCAAAUUUCGCUCGACAGCUCGCUGGUCGAACUCCGCAAGUCCCUUCUCGACAUGCGCCUCUCGCUGCUCUCAAAUCGCACCAACAUGUCCGCCGUAGGAGCUGAAGAGCUGCAGCGGAUGAUAAACAGUGUGAACAAUCUCACGCUCGAGAAGCAGCGCCUGUCCGAGGAGCGUCUUGAGCUGAAGAUCAACACCCAGUCGUUCCGGGUUGACCAAGCGCUCGAGGUGGCCAAGGAGAGCCGCGACAAGGUGACAAAUCUUGCCAAGCGAUUAGAGGAGUGGUUCGGUAGCAUGUCAUUGCCGCUUGGUCGUGGGGGGCUGGUUGGGGCUGAUAAGCAGCAACAGAUGCAGUAUGUGGAGUCCGCCAGCAGUGCUGGAGAUGCGUCAACAGGCCUGCUCGUUGCGGUGUUGGUGUUGGUGUGUAUCAUGACGGGGGUGUCCGUUUUUUCUCUUCUUCGUAGUAAGAUCCGACGAUUGCACAGCGUCGAACGCCGACGGUAUGUCAACAGGGACAGCAGCCUGUCGACGAUAGUGGAUAACGACAUCUGAGCGAAAACUUGCAUAAUGUUUUGUACGGCUGAUAAAAUGAUAUCCUGUUGCGCUCAGUACUAGAUGAUCCCAUAUUGUAC
Anopheles coustani is the source of this 2210-nucleotide messenger RNA. Its product is annotated as toll-like receptor 6. The transcript has 2 exons. Bases 1 to 2130 code for a protein of 709 amino acids. The record is from RefSeq and is a predicted model, not a curated record. Gene Ontology annotation, molecular function: protein binding. NCBI's taxonomy places the organism in Eukaryota, Metazoa, Arthropoda, Insecta, Diptera, Culicidae.